Messenger RNA from Syngnathus acus (greater pipefish), 968 nucleotides. RefSeq names its product canopy FGF signaling regulator 4 (gene cnpy4). Bases 61 to 771 code for a protein of 236 amino acids. Gene Ontology annotation, cellular component: endomembrane system. Lineage: Eukaryota; Metazoa; Chordata; Actinopteri; Syngnathiformes; Syngnathidae. Gene Ontology annotation, molecular function: signaling receptor binding. The transcript is spliced from 5 exons. The record is from RefSeq and is a predicted model, not a curated record.
GCGCAGUUUCACCUUCGGUGCCGAUGUGGCUCUGGGAGAAAUAGUCCAGUCCACCAGGGGAUGCCAACAACGACGAUGAAAUUUGUCACCGUUGCAGCGUUUUAUUUGCUUUUUUCCUACGCUUUUAUUCGAGCAGACGACGACACCAGACUACCGAGCAAAUGUGAAGUGUGUAAACUGCUCACCGUGGAGCUCCAGGAAGCCCUGCGGGGAAGCGGCCGCUCCAAGGAAGUACUGGAGGUGGGAGAAGUGCUGGACACUGGCAAGAGAAGAAAAACCAUCAAGUACAACACCUCGGAGACCCGUCUGAUGGAGGCCAUCGACAACAUAUGUGAGCGCAUCCUCCAUUAUAGCGUUCACGCGGAGCGGCCGGGCAGCCUACGCUACUCAAAGGGUUCCAGCCAGACCAUGAGCACACUGAAGAACCUGGUCCACAAAGGUGUGAAAGUUGAAUUGGGCCUGCCGUAUGAGCUGUGGGACGAGCCCUCUGUGGAGGUGACGGAUAUGAAGAAACAGUGCGAGAACAUGUUGGAGCAGUACGAGGAAGUGGUGGAGGUGUGGUACUUCCACCAUCAAGACCAGAAACUGGAGGACUACCUGUGCGAGAGGCAUGUCCUCGGAGCAGGCGAAAGAGGUCGGACACACCCUGAGUCAAAAGUUCCUUCUCUUCCAUCUGUGCUCACUGUCUGUUUUUUCUGGUGCAGAAUGUCUCAAGGAGGUGUGGAAGGGAGAUCUGGCAACCAGCGGAGGCGUAGAGACAAGACUUGCUGAUGAACUUUGACCUGCAGAACAGUGAAGUGACGUCGAACCCGCAUGUCAGCACGCGUUUUGUGUAGGCUGCGCCCCCUGGUGGAAGGACGACGUGCUUCCUCAAAUAUUUAAUGUCUUUUUACCCCGUUUGCCUCAUGUAUAUAGUAGACACCCACAAAUGCAAAAUGUACAGUUUUUACAUCUGGAAUAAAUUCUUA